This is a messenger RNA of Cladophialophora bantiana CBS 173.52, 1212 nucleotides long. RefSeq lists its product as uncharacterized. The coding region runs from base 1 to 1212 and encodes 403 amino acids. The record is from RefSeq and is a predicted model, not a curated record. The transcript is spliced from 2 exons. NCBI's taxonomy places the organism in Eukaryota, Fungi, Ascomycota, Eurotiomycetes, Chaetothyriales, Herpotrichiellaceae.
AUGCAAUUCUUGUCCGUCGCCUUGCCGCUGGCAGCUUUGGCCAGUGGCGUCUACGCUAAUCCUGUCCAUGGCGGUUCUUGCGUCCACAACGCUUGCUUGGCCGCUGUCACCGGCAAGGCCGCCCUGGGAGAUGGCUCGCUCAGAGCCUCUCACUGCUCCAGCUUCCUGGCUACAACAGUGACUCCCAUCGUCACCGUCACUGAGACCAUCACCGGACACGGAAAGGACAACUGGAAGCGCGCCACCGUUGCGCUCUGCCCGAACGAAGUUCCCAACUACGCCAGCGCUUGCGACGAGGCUGCCUAUACCAGCGCGUGCUCAUGCUUUGGUUACACCGAGGUGAAGACUACCACAGUGGCGCCAACCACCACCACCAAAACGAUUUGGGUUAAGCCCACCGCUGGCUCCGGCUCAAGCUGCACAGCCUCGACCUUGUACAGCACCGUCACCGGCACAACCACUGUCGUGAGCGGUAGCACUUGCCCAGCUGUCACCGCCACGACUGUGACUCAGACCUCUAUCAAGACCAUCCCAACUUACAGCUCGUGCCCCGUGGCUAGCACCGUCACGAAGCCUGGCAGCACCUGCUCCGAAACCACGAAGACCGUGUACACCGGUGACGUCACUGCGACUACCGUCACUGUCACUAAUACUGCCACCGUUACUUCUAGCCCCAGCGGCACCAGUCCGGGUACCCCAUCGUCUUGCAAUGUGGAUGAUGCUUUGGCCACUACCCUCGUCAACAACUUUGUGAUCUUGCUCGAAUACACCUCGUACAACGGCACCCAGGGACCACCUGGCCGUGGCUACCAACAGAAUGUCUCCGAUGCUACUUUGGCAUCCGAUUUCAGCGAUAUCUCCGACUCGAUCAACUUCAUGGCCGGCUUCCCUCUUGGCUCAGUUACUUUCCCCAGCAAGCAAGCUUUCGACUACGGCCAGGGUGUUCUCCAGCCUGAGGUUGCUGUUACUGUUCUUAACAUCUGGCAUGACUGCAACUCCAUCACCUGGAGAUGGAGAAUCACGUCGACCGCACUCCCUGUCAACGGUAUCAACCACAUGAUCAUUGACAGCGACGGCAAGAUCCAGAAGAACUACGCUGAGUUCGACAACGGCGCAUGGCUCCAAUCUUUCGGUCGACAGUGCGCCAUCAACCCUCCCAGUGUGGCUAGCUCCGCUGCCCUCAGGGCCCGUGCUCUCGGCCUGGGCAUGUAA